UCACUGCCAUAUUUUACUACAUUUUAGGUAAGGAACUGCAUUAAAGCGACCCUAUCGCCCUGCAUGUAGCCAGGGGCGGACUGACAACUCAUGGGGCCCCCGGGCAAUAGGGGAUCAUGGGACCCCUGUGUCUUGCCCAAACUCAAAAAAGCCUAUGAAAAAGGUACCAGGGGCAUCUCAUGGGGCCCCCUACUGACCCGGGCCCUCGGGCAGUGCCCGAGUUUCCAAAUGGUCAGUCUGCCCCUGCAUGUA
Molecule: messenger RNA, 252 nt
Organism: Staurois parvus
Lineage: Eukaryota; Metazoa; Chordata; Amphibia; Anura; Ranidae
Source: the annotation of a GenBank genome assembly